Molecule: messenger RNA, 3034 nt
Organism: Phalacrocorax carbo (great cormorant)
Lineage: Eukaryota; Metazoa; Chordata; Aves; Suliformes; Phalacrocoracidae
Source: RefSeq, a predicted model, not a curated record
AAGGGAAGGGAAGGCUGGGCGGGGAGGCGGCCCGGGGACCGCGGGCCGGGCGCGGGCGGCCCUCAGCAGCGAGCUCCCCUCAGCCAGCGAGCGCGGAGCAGCCUCGGAGAGGCGCUGAGCCGCUGCGGGGAUGAAGGACCGGCUGGCCGACCUGGCAGAGUGUAAAGGAAAUGAAGAUGGGGAGACAGUUAUUGUUGAAAAAGACCAUUUUAUGGAUGACUUUUUCCAACAGGUUGAGGAACUUAGAAAUAAUAUAGCAAAAAUAGCACAAAAUGUGGAAGAAGUGAAGAAGCAGCAUAGCAUUAUCCUGUCAGCACCAAAUCCUGAAGGAAGAACAAAGGAAGAACUUGAAGAAUUAAAUGAGGAAAUAAAGAAGAUUGCUAAUAAAAUCCGAGCCAGAUUAAAGGCUAUUGAACAAAGUUUUGAUCAGGGUGAAAAUGCUAAUCGGACAUCAGUGGACCUCAGGAUAAGAAAAACACAGCACUCUGUAUUAGCUCACAAGUUUGUGGAGGUCAUGACGGAAUACAACGAGACCCAAACUCUUUUCCGAGAACGCAGCAAAGGUCGGAUACAGAGACAAUUAGAGAUAACUGGAAAGACCACCACUGAUGAGGAACUGGAGGAAAUGUUAGAGAGUGGUAAUCCUUCAAUUUUCACUUCUGAUAUUAUAUCAGACUCGCAAAUAACUAGGCAAGCUCUGAAUGAAAUUGAGUCCCGUCACAAGGAUAUUAUGAAGCUGGAAUCUAGCAUACGGGAACUACAUGAAAUGUUUAUGGACAUGGCAAUGUUUGUUGAGACUCAGGGUGAAAUGAUCAACAACAUAGAAAAGAACGUGAUGAAUGCAUCAGAUUAUGUGGAACAUGCAAAAGAAGAGACAAAAAAGGCAGUUAAAUAUCAAAGUAAAGCACGAAGGAAAAUGUGGAUAAUAAUCAUUGUGUCAUUGGUGGUGAUUGCCAUAAUUGAAAUUGAUGUUCAUAAUUAUAUGUGUAACUGUAUUGCUUCUGAUACUUGGAAUUAUCCUAGCAACAACACUAUCGUAGCAAGCACAUUCCAAGAGUUAGAAACCUUCAGAAACUCCAAAAUACAUCUUCAGUAAAACCAAACCUUUUUUAAAUAAAGGAUGCCUUACACUGUUCCGUGAUGAUGACCUGUCACUAAUGGUUAAAAAUGAAAACAAAAUCACUCUUAAUGUUUACUCAUAAAUUAAGAUCGGAAUGUAUUAGGAUACGUAUGGAUUUGCAUCAUAAACUAUACAUUUGUAAGACUGAAACUUGCUCUUAAUUGUUUUGAACUAAAGUAAUGUAGGAUUUCUCGUAUCUCAGUGUUACAAACAGUUAAAUACGGAGUUGAGAGACUAUUGAGUUUUGACUGUUUGGCUUAUUUUCCUAUUGCUAAUAUAAUGCUAAUCACGAAUUGUAGUACUCUACCAGCGCUGCUUUGGUUAGCGCAUUUUUAUGAGAUGUAGCCUUGUCUUUAAGCGUAUGUCACCUUAACCUAUCUAAGCUUUAUACUUUAAAAUUUUUUUCCCAAGAAGUGCUAAAAUAUUUUAUCCUGAAAAGACUACUUAUUUAACUGCCUAUUGCAUUACACUUGAGAGGAAGAAGAAAAAAGCUUUUUUUUUUUUAAUAUUUUCUAGGGUUUGUUUUUUUUUCAAUGUGACUAAGGUUAAUGCUUUAAAUAUUUCCUUGCCUUUAUAAUAAAAAGUUAGUUGCAGCAUUUCUGGUAAAAGAAUGCAGUGAUGAAGUACACUGAAUAUGGACUUGAGCAGAUAAUUUUACAAAUAACCCGUGUGCAAAGGAGACCGAUGGACACGUUUAGCCUUACUGUUCACAUGAAUGUGGUGAAAGCCACACCUUUUCUCAAGAUUUCUUAUUCAGAAGCUUGCUAAUAUUGGUGUAUGAAUGUAGCACAUGGGGAGAAACUCCCUCAGAAAAGCCUGAACCGUAACACACACUAAGACACUGAUUUGUUAGACGUAUGUGCAAUAUAACAUAUAUGAAGUGUUUUAGUAUACGCGUACCUGUUGUACUGCUAGCUUGUGGGGCUUGUAAGCUCGAGAGACUUCAAAUGUAACCAAAUAACUGCUUUUAAUGUUACAGGUUAUUUUUGUAUUUAGUGUGUAAAAUACAUGUAACUUGAAUUUUUGACUUCUCGUUGUUUAAGGAAAUCCUUGUAGAUAUGUAGAUAUAUUUACAAUGCAAGACAGUUAGAGGAAAGUAUAACGUGUGCCUUUUUAAACACAGUCUAAAACUACACUUGUCAAUGUUUCCAGAUAUUCAACUGUAAUGUGACUGUAAUAACUCGGUCCUAAACAGUGGAAUUGUUACACUUAUGUUUUGUUAAAGGCAUCUGAGAUCAAAGUUGCUCAGUAAACUGUAAUUCAGUCUGACUUAAUGAAAUUCAGCAAAGUUUACAAUUUUUAUUGUGUGUAUGACUAUUCCUGCUUUGCUCCCCGAACGUCCUGUGAAUGUGCUGGAGCUAUUCAGAUGGCAAACACUUUUAAACAAGAAAAAAAACGUUAUUGGUCCUUUUGCGAGCCAGCCGUAAAGAAGUCGCUCAAAGUUUCGGCUUCAUUAACGAACAAAUUUCUUUACCUCUAAGUCCAGAACACUCACUGAUGUUUGUGAGGAAGUUUACAUGCAAAGCAAGGAAAGAUUGGUUGCCUUAGUACUCGUUUUAGGUAAAAUAGAUUUUUAUUCUAUGGUUUUCUAGAUUUUUAUCAGUAAAUAUUAUUUAUACAGAUACACAAAUUACAUUGGGGGGAAAACCAGUUCUGCUGUUUCAGAGCUGGUUACCUAAAAUGACCCCCAAAAUCCCGUCAUGUCGAAUUUUUUUAUUUAUAAUGCAAUAAUUUGCCCAUCAAGACCAGAAAAUUGAAUAGGCCACUCCGUACUUUUUACUUGUUAUAGCUGCCUCGGUGGGUUUGUUUUAAAACAAAACCAAACCUGUUUUUCACAUGAACCCCUUGUUCUGUUAAUGUUGGAGGGGAGUAAAUACCUUAACCUAUGCACUAAUAAAUUCAUCUAAGCAAGUA